UUUCACCAUUCUACGGGAAUUCCCGUUGCACAACACGUGCAAAGAAUGAUGGCCUUGGGAACGCUCGACUUGCCAGCUUUGGCCGAACUUCAGCAGGCAAAUGACAAUUUGAAGGCCUUCUUGAAAACAUUUUGUGACCGUCUUCGGGAACAAAGAAUUGAGCGACAAAAAAUCGAGGAGAAGCUGAAAACUGUCGAAAGCCAGCUUUCAGAUGCAAGUCGGGAACAGGACGAGGUCAAAAGACUGCUGGAAGAAUUUGCAGCGUAUACACUUGCAAACGCAAAAGCUGAGGAGCUAGUUCGGGCUGUGCUUGAUGACCUAGAAGCCCGGAGGACUUUAAAGGAACGGCCGGAGGCCGCCACAGCAUCCUCUGAGAGCUUGGCGCUUAGCAUUUGUUUUACGCCAGAUGCGCAUGGAAUCCUCUCAGGAAUCCUUUGGGAGCCACUCUGCCUUGGUCAUGCCAAGGCCAAGACACCACAGAUGAGGGCAAAGCUGUCGAGAAGAAGAACAGGCCGGACGGAGCUGCACAAUGCCGUGUGCAGCGGUGACAAAGACUACGUCCAGCAGCUCCUGAAAAAUCACGCGUUUGUUGAUGCCACGGAUAGAAGUGGCCGGACACCACUACACUUGGCCGCCAGUGAGCUCUCGGAACCGGUCAAAAUCAUCGAACUACUGCUGGAGGCCAGAGCCAGGACUGAGGCUGAAGACCUCAGCGGUUUCACUCCCUUGAAUUUGGCUUGCGAUUCGAAAUGCAAGGAAGCGGUGGCUGUUCUGCAGAGCGCCGGUGACGAAAACUGUCUUCAGCAGCUCCUGCAGAAUCGCGCGUCCGUGGAUGCCACUGACAGAAGCAGCCGGACAGCCCUACACUUGGCCGCCAACGAGGUCUCCGGACCAAGCAACAUAAUGCGGAUCCUACUUGAGGCUAGGGCAUCGCUCAUGGCCAAAGAUGUAACUGGUUUAACGCCCAUGACAUUGGCUUGCCAAUCAAACGAAGCAGUGGCAGUUCUGCAGAGUGUGAUGGCAGACCAGGAAGAGAAACUCAAAGACGAGGCCAGAGAAGAGUGGAACAAAUUUGUUUUCGAGAUCAAGGCACUUUGGGAGAGCAACAAGUUGAAGCAAGUCCUGGAGAUCCAAGAGCAACGAUUUGGCAAGGAGGAUAGAGAUACCCUCAGCACCAAGAUCGAUCUGGCGGCUGUUCUGCAGCAGCAAAAAGAUUUCACCGCAGCACAGCAACAGCUGGAGGAAGUGUUUGAAGGUCUUGGCCAAGCUCCGUCUACCAAUCUGAAGGACGACCCAAUUAUGCACAGGGCUGUCGACCACUUUGCGAGUUUACUCGGCUGCCUUCACAACGACAAGGAGACAAAGUUGAAGGAAGUCUCGAAAAUGCACUCACAGAAGCUCGGGGAGGAC
Messenger RNA from Cladocopium goreaui, 1410 nucleotides. NCBI's taxonomy places the organism in Eukaryota, Dinophyceae, Suessiales, Symbiodiniaceae. The record is from the annotation of a GenBank genome assembly.